Molecule: messenger RNA, 772 nt
Organism: Cydia splendana
Lineage: Eukaryota; Metazoa; Arthropoda; Insecta; Lepidoptera; Tortricidae
Exons: 3
Coding region: 105-470 (121 amino acids)
Source: RefSeq, a predicted model, not a curated record
AGUGGCGGCAUAGAAACAUCCAUUAGCGAGGCUUCGGUCUGCUUGUGGUGUUGAUAGUCAAGUCCCUCCAGCGCGCCCUCCACGCCGCCGCCGCCGCCGCCGCCAUGUCGCCGCUCGUUCGCUCGCUGCUCGCGCUCGCCGCGCUGCUCGCCGCCGCCGACGCCCAGCAACAACAAUGCACGACAAAAUAUGUUGGUCAACAAACUAAUCAUCCUGUACCUAUAAAUUCUGUACAUGUGCCUUACCCGGGAGCAACAGUGACCAUUUAUGGUGAAGCUUGCGGGCCAUAUAGGAAGCCCGUCGGUGAAAAGAUAGUGUGUUGCAACUCCAGCCCAUACUCCUAUUAUAUUCCACCCGAAAUCGUGGGACCAGCUUACCCUCCCAAUUUGUCACCCUUCGAUGUUCACUGUCAGGAUCCCGCGGGAUGCGACUGUCACAUCACCCAGUACUGUCCUGAUUAUAAAAUUUAAUACGUUCACGUUUUGAACACUCAACACACGUUUUGAAUUAUGAUUUAAUAAUGUAGCUAUUGACAAACGGAUACUACUUAUGUUCACUUAUGAAUUAUUUUGUUUUAUUGUGUUUGUGUUAAUGCAACGUGCACUAGCUGUUUGUUUACUGCUGUGAUUCUUCGUCUAAAUUUCACAAAUGUUUAUUUUGUUAUAAUAUUUGAUUUAACGUUUAAUUGUUUCUAAAUUGUUAGUUUUAUUUUGUGUAUAGUGCACAAUAAAUAAUAUUUAACGUUCAUGUUUUAAAUAAAGAUUGUAUUGCA